AUGCCAGAGACGGUCAAGCGGCUCCUUCAAGAAGACUGGCGUCCCAAUGCGUCCAAAUAUCCAGCGCAGCGAGAGCCCGCUUACCCGCUUAUAUAUCUUCCAUCUAACAAUCUCCAGUUUUGGACCCGGCAUUUGGAUGAAUGGCACUCUAUCUCGGCAUAUAUUACCCUCUUUCUCGUCGCGUGUCAAUGGCAUCUCUAUUGGCAUAUCCGGCACCAGUUUUUCUCGAGUAACAUCAUGCUGUGCGGCAAGUUUGACAGGCGUCGCGGAGGGCAUCGCUGCAUGGCCUGCAGGAGAGCUCACAAGAAGUGUGACGGCGGUGCUGGGAAAGCUUGCUCGUACUGCACCGAGCGACUGAUGAAAUGCUCAUACUCCUCCGGGACCCAGAAGCAGGACACUCUGAGAGUGGUCCAGUUUGCCCCGCGCAAGGCUAUUGUCCUUGACAACUGGAGAUACACGACGGCCUGCUUCGAAGAAGCCUUUGGUUCCCUCUUGCAGUUUUCUGUCCUGCAGGGCGAGGAGAUGGUUGCCUUGAGCCAGAAAGAUGCGGGGAUCAGCCAGGUGGUUUCAACCAUCGGCGAAAUCUACUUGUGUCGAACAAGCGACUACCCCCGGUUUUUGGCAAGGAGAGAGGUGUUCCAAGAACUGGCAGCAAAGCAGAGAGCUGCUUGUUGUGAGCAGAUGCAGAAUCGUUCAGUGAUCUGGUCGAACGCGCCUCUGGCUUCCGCCCUUAUGCUGGUCGCGAUUGAGAUGAUGCUGUUUGGAAAUGUCGAUCCUUGCAUGCCGUGGAUGACUGAUGCCUCGGACUAUAUCGAGCGCACUACGUCGAAUAUGUCCGAUCUGCCAUCCUUUGAUAAAGAUCUCAUACGUCUUGCCCAGCUCAUUGACGUUGUCAACUCGAUUUCGAGGACCCAGAACCCUGCAGGGUUUGACUUUGUCGAUGCGAGACUCAAGACCGAGUUUCCGACAGCGAAGCUUACGUAUGGCCCAACCCCUCUGCUGAACAAGGAUGUGGACUACAUCUUAUCAGCAUUGUGGCAUUGGGCUGUUUUGCAGCAAAGAAUGAUUAUUUGGUCGGUUGACGCCCAAUUCAAUCCUGUUCUCACCGCGGAGAAGAAAAUCGAAGGGAUCGAGUUGAUUUGUGCGGCGUCUUCUUUGCAAACCAAAAUCCUUCAAUCCUAUAUGAAUCUAUCCACGAUGUCAGAGGCGCAUUACAACAUGCUGGCACCGUAUAGCUUCUGGAUUCUGAUCGGAAUAUCCCAGCAGCUUCGAAACGAACAGUGGAGUGCUCUUGAGUGCGACAUCCCAGCUCUGCCACAUGAUUGUCUACACCAAUAUGCGAUAGAUACGCUUGAUUGUAUCGGGGCAAUGGCUGGAAAAGCUGGAAUCUUGGUCGCUUCUUUCAUCUCCAUUGUAUUCACCAUGGGGCUUGAGAUGGUGAGCGACGAGGACCGAAGAAAAGCUUUCGGACUGUUGGAUAUUCAACAAGCCAGAUAUUUCGAGAUCUCUGACCAUUUCAAGUUUGUUUUGAACGAAUUAUGGAGCCUCAACCUGAGGAACCCUACUGAAUUUUACAUGUUGAAGAUGGCAAUGGGAGCCAAGGGUCUGGACUUCCGCCCGGCGAGGGGAAUUGAACACCAAUCCCCGGAAAUUGCCGAAAACUUGGUCAACCAGCAACACGCCAUGCUAGAGAAGGAACUCGAGAUCACUGAAAGUGACUUGAUGAGCCAUGUUCUCUGA
Clonostachys solani is the source of this 1740-nucleotide messenger RNA. The record is from the annotation of a GenBank genome assembly. Lineage: Eukaryota; Fungi; Ascomycota; Sordariomycetes; Hypocreales; Bionectriaceae.